Molecule: messenger RNA, 3699 nt
Organism: Scomber scombrus (Atlantic mackerel)
Lineage: Eukaryota; Metazoa; Chordata; Actinopteri; Scombriformes; Scombridae
Gene: col28a2a
Product: collagen, type XXVIII, alpha 2a
Exons: 35
Coding region: 1-3699 (1232 amino acids)
Molecular function (GO): serine-type endopeptidase inhibitor activity
Source: RefSeq, a predicted model, not a curated record
AUGUUCCCCUCCCUUACCUCAGUGCUGCUGGUCACAACACUGACCAGUGUCUGGGCCCAAGACUUAUAUGAGGACAGAAAAGUUAUCAAAAAACCUCGGACAAGACCUUUGGCUGCAAAUAUUCAUGAUGGACAAGCCAUCCUAGAUGAGGACUGCAGCUUGGAGCUCUCCUUCCUGUUGGACAGCUCUGAGAGUGCAAAGGACAAUCACCAACAGGAGAAACAGUUUUCUAUGGACGUGGUGGAUAGACUUCAAGGGAUACGGCUUCACACCGGCCGCAGCUUGAGCUUGAGGGUGGCUCUGCUACAGUACAGCAGUCAUGUCAUCACAGAGCAAACCUUCAAAGACUGGAGGGGCACAGAGAACUUCAAGACCCGUAUAGCCCCCAUCAUCUACAUUGGACAUGGUACCUACACCACCUACGCCAUCACCAACAUGACCAGGAUCUACCUGGACGAGUCCAAUCCUGGCAGCAUCAAAGUAGCCUUGCUGCUUACAGAUGGCAUUUCCCACCCAAGGAACCCUGACAUUUUCUCUGCUGUCGCUGAUGCCAAGAACCAGGGUGUCAAAUUCUUCACUUUGGGCAUCACCCGAACAGCCAAUGAGCCGGCCAAUGUGGCCCAGCUCCGUCUGCUCGCCAGCUCUCCCGCCUCCCAGUUCCUCCAUAAUUUACAGGACAAAGACAUAGUGGAAAAGAUCGUCACUGAAAUUACUGGCUUGGCUGAUGAAGGAUGCCCCCUGGCUCAGAAAUGUGCUUGUGAGAAAGGAGAGAGGGGACCCAGUGGGCCUGCGGGGAAGAAAGGCCGCUCCGGAGAUGAUGGUGCCCCAGGGCUUAAAGGGCAUAAGGGUGAAGCAGGACUAAGUGGUUUACCUGGACGAGAAGGCAGUGAGGGAAAACCAGGUUACAAAGGAGAGAAGGGUGAGAGGGGUGAGUGUGGCACUCCGGGAAUCAAAGGAGACAGGGGUCCUGAGGGUCCACUUGGAUCGAGAGGACUUAGAGGUCUGCAGGGGUUACCAGGACCACAUGGGGACAUUGGAUCAGAGGGUCCUCAGGGAAAGCAGGGUGAACGUGGCCCAUCCGGCCCCCCAGGAAUUCAGGGGGAAACUGGUAUUGGGCUUCCUGGCCCAAAGGGUGACAUUGGAUUCCCAGGCCGCUCAGGUCCACCUGGUCCUCUAGGAGUUGGUGAACCUGGUCCUCCUGGACCUCCCGGAACACAAGGUGUUCAAGGGGAGAAAGGACCACUAGGCGAGGGCUUCCCUGGACCAAAGGGGGAUCGGGGGCUUGCUGGACCGAGGGGGCCGAGGGGACAGCAGGGUGCAGGAAUCAAAGGAGAACGGGGUGAACUAGGACCCCCAGGUCUUCCAGGGCUGACUGGACUGACAGGAGUGGGCAUACAGGGAGAGAAGGGAGUUGAGGGUCCGAGAGGUCCACCAGGAGGAAGAGGAAUUCCAGGAGAAGGUUUACCUGGACCUAAGGGAGACCAAGGUUUACCAGGAGAGCAGGGAGCUCUAGGAGAGAGGGGCAUUGGUGAGCCUGGUUCAAAGGGAGAACCCGGAGCAGCUGGUUUAGGUGGCCUGCCAGGACUACCAGGAGAGGACGGAGCUCCAGGACAGAAGGGGGAGUCUGGUUUACCUGGUUUAAGAGGUCCUGAGGGACCACAAGGAAUUGGCACUCAAGGGGAGAAAGGUGACCAGGGUCUAAGAGGCAUCCGUGGGUUACAUGGGCCUCCAGGGAUCUCAGGACCCUCUGGACCAAAGGGAGAACGCGGGAUACCAGGACAACAGGGCAUGCCAGGGCAGCCAGGACGGUCCGUAUCAGGAUCCAAAGGAGAUUUAGGUCCUCCUGGUCCCCCUGGCCAUGUUGGGGAAACAGGCCAUGGACUACCUGGUCCAAAGGGUGAUCGUGGUCAUCUAGGUUUACCAGGUCCAGUUGGUCCAAAAGGCGAAGGCGCCCCUGGCCCAUUGGGUCCUCCUGGCUUACCAGGCUUACCAGGUGAGCUAGGGCCAGAAGGAAUAGGAAUUCCUGGUCCAAAGGGUGACAUUGGCUUUAGAGGAUUGCCAGGUUUGCCCGGCCCACCUGGAGAGGGUUUACAAGGACCAGCAGGCAAUGUUGGGAGACCAGGAUCUCCUGGUCCACAUGGACCUACGGGAGAGGGUAUUCAAGGCCCAAAGGGUGAGCCAGGAUCUCAAGGUAUGACUGGACCUAGAGGACCUCAAGGAGAUGGAUUUCCUGGAGCUAAAGGUGAUCGUGGAUUACAGGGUGAACGGGGAAUGAAGGGUAUAAAAGGAGACUUUGGAGAUCCUGGAGUCCAUGGUGAAGCAGGAAGACCAGGAGCAAAAGGAGAUCCAGGCCUCACAAGAGAGGACAUUAUUAAGCUGAUUAAAGAGAUCUGUGGAUGCGGUGUCAAGUGCAAGGAAAGGCCAAUGGAGCUUGUUUUCGUCAUUGACAGCUCAGAGAGCGUUGGUCCUGAGAACUUUGAAAUCAUCAAAGACUUUGUCACAAGGCUGGUGGACAGGACCACAGUUGGACGUAAUGCAACAAGAAUCGGGCUGGUCCUCUACAGUCUGGACGUCCAUUUGGAGUUCAAUUUGGCUCGCUACAUAAACAAACAGGAUGUGAAGCAGGCAAUCAGAAAAAUGCCUUAUAUGGGUGAGGGAACCUACAUUGGCACUGCCAUCAGAAAGGCAACUCAGGAGGCUUUCUUCAGUGCCCGGACUGGAGUCAGAAAAGUCGCCAUUGUCAUCACUGACGGUCAGACUGACAAACGAGAGCCGGUCAAACUUGAUUUAGCUGUGCGGGAGGCUCAUGCUGCAAACAUUGAGAUGUAUGCUCUUGGGAUUGUCAAUUCUUCUGAUCCGACGCAGGCUGAGUUCCUGCAAGAACUCAACCUCAUUGCCUCUGACCCCGACAGUGAACAUAUGUACCUUAUUGAUGAUUUCAACACUCUACCAGCACUGGAGUCUAAACUUGUCAGCCAAUUCUGUGAAGAUGAAAAUGGCGCCCUUAUCUACAACCGCAUUACAAAUGGACACUGGAAUGGCAACAAUGGGCAUGGGCUUGGUAUUAAUGGAAACAAUGGACAUGGAGAGAAUACCAAUGGAUAUAAUGGCUAUGGCAAUAAUGAUUAUGGAAACAAUGGAUAUGGAAACAGGAAUGGUUAUGGUUACCAAGAGGAGAUCCAAAAUAACAGACGCACCGACAGCCGAGGCCGUGGAGACACUUUCACUCUGCCCAUCAGUGCUGAUCCUCUUCCUGUUAAGGUGGUGGAAGAUGAUGAAGGUGAAGAUUUAGACUUAAGGGCCCAUGUGCGGGGCGGCAGCAUUGUGGCUAUAGUUAACAAAACAGCAUCUUUAUUACCAGUGAGAGAAAGCUUCGUCUCCAAUGAGGCAGUCGUAUCAUCAUCGUCAUCAUCUUCAUCUGCAAAAUCUUCAUCCACACUUGGCUCAGUUUCAUCCUUUACUUCUAAUCAGUUGCAGCCUGUGGUGAGUCCGGUUCAGCCUGAAGAGGUUGCUCCCCUCAGUCCCCGCUGUCACCUAAACUUGGACCAAGGCACAUGCCGAGACUAUAUCAUCCGCUGGUACUAUGACAAGCAGGCCAAUGCCUGUGCACAGUUUUGGUAUGGAGGCUGUGGUGGAAAUGACAACCGCUAUGAAACAGAAGAUCAGUGCAAAAAGACUUGUGUACUCAGAACAGGAUGA